CAUAAUAUUGUUAUAUAUAUAAGAACAUGUCUGAUCCAAAACCAUCUGGAAUAAGACCACCAUCAAAAAUUGGUCGACCAUGCAGCAAUUUACCACCAAGACCAGCAGUUCCACCAUCACCUCCAAGACCAUCAAUGAUAUGAAGCUGGGAUCCGUUAAUUCCCCACACCAAGUAAAUGAGUACGCCCACGAGACCCUGAGACGAGCGUGAACGAAUACUUUUACAAGCCCGAACUCGCUAACUUCUUGCGAGUCGUUCUUCCACCUCUCAGAGCAACGCAUCUCGUCUGAGCGAUCUGAAUAGCCGCAAAAUCUACAUACUAAUCUAUUCGAUUAUUCACGGCGCGCGGAGCGGAAAGAGAUGCUAGCCGCGUACAAAAGCUCCUGGUCUCGCAUUGAGGGCAGCUAUCUUGCCUUAUUGGUUCAUCCAGUGACUUCGACUAGGAAGAGACCGCGACGCGUGUAGUGCCGGUGCAGUCAUCGUCGUAUGACGCACAUUACGUUAUGCAAUUUGCAUGUGUUUAUUGUACGCUCAAUUUCCAACCGUGCAUUCCGUCUUUCCUCCCACGUGCUUGCCAUGCUUUCCAUUUCGGGCAGAGAUUUUCACGGCGUCUAUCUUGUACCCAUGAUCAGUCGCGCACGUAUUGCUGAUCGGGUUCGAGUUUCGCAACACGAUAGAAAAGCUCAAGGCCAAAUGGAUCAUCUUUGGGAAACGCAUGGCCGUCGAUUAAGCGAGGCUGGCCUGCGCAGAGGAUCAGAUAACAGCGUGGUCCUGACCGAGGACACGGACAGCUUUAUAAUCGGAGAUCGAGUAUGGGUUGGUGGCACGAAACCAGGCGCCAUCGCCUAUAUCGGCGAAACUCAAUUUGCACCCGGAGAUUGGGCUGGAGUGGUCCUAGACGAACCGAUCGGCAAAAACGACGGAUCCGUGGCUGGAUGCCGAUAUUUCCAAUGCGAACCGAAACGUGGAAUAUUUUCACGAUUGACCAGACUGACCAGGACACCGUUGCCCGAUACCUCUGAGGCCUCACCGACACAAAAGACACCUAUCUCGCCACCUGACAGCUCGAAAGGAAGUCUCAGCAAGUCCAUGUCUCCGUCUCUGAACGCAUCAAUGACGAGUCUAUCAUCGUCCACGGUAUCCCAGAGGGAUCUCAGAAUAGGUGACAGGGUAAUAGUAUCAUCCAGCCAAGGCAGCAAAACCGGUGUCCUCAGGUACUACGGUACAACAGAGUUUGCAGUCGGUGAAUGGUGUGGAGUGGAAUUGGAUGAUCCGAUUGGAAAAAAUGAUGGUUCCGUCAACGAUAAAAGGUAUUUCGAGUGUCGACCCAAAUACGGUCUAUUCGCACCCGCACACAAGGUCAGCCGGUCACCAACCAGCAAAAGGUCAUCAUGUAUGGUGCAUAGGCCAACAGGCGCCGCCUUAAAUACGUCCCUAAGGAAGACCGGUUCCAGAGAGUCAUUGGUCUCGGUCUCAAGCAUAGUCAGCACCACCAGUACUGCUACUAGAGCUGGUGUUAGUGCCGCGAGGAGGCCUGGUUUGCGCACUUCGACACCUGCACGAAUUACCCUGCAGGAAACAUUAAAGGAAAAGGAGCAGGAAAUUGAGAUUCUUCGAAAGGAAAGAGAUUUAGAACGUGAACGAAUUACAAAAGCUGCAAAUCAAGCAGAUCAGGCAGAACAAUCACUUAUAUCAAUAGUAAAAGAAUAUGAGCAGUAUCGAGAAAAAAUGCAAAGAACAGUUUCUGAAGCGGAGGUUGCGUUUUCAAAAUUACUCGAGGAGAAAAAUGCACUUGUUUUGCAAUUGGAAGAGGAGAAAAGAAAAUGUGAAGACCUUCUGUUUCGUUUUGAAGAAGAGUCAAUUAACAAGGACGAUAUUCAGAAAGAAAGAAGUGAACAAUGUGUGGUAAAUACUGUAAAUGAAAACAGGAUUAAAGAUCUUGAAAAACAAUUACUGGAAGAAAGAGAACGUGUUGCUCAACUUGAACAUGACAGUAUAAAAUUAUUUGAAACAGAAGAAGAAUUAUCCCGUUUACGCAAUGAAGUCUCCUGUGUUACUGCUCAAGAAAAAAAUCAAUUUGAAGAUUUACAGAAUCGCAAUAAAAUUUUAGAAGAAACUAAGAAUAAUCUUGAAAAAAAAAUGCAAGAGGAAAAAUUACUUAUGGAACGAUACAUAAUUCAAAUAAAAGAAUUAGAAUUAAAAUUGAAUGAAAAUCAACAAGAAAAUGCACUUCAUAAAGAAUCAGAAAUUAAUUUAAAAAAAGAAAUAGAAUUUGCAAUAAAAGAUUUGCAAGAAAAAAAUAUAUUAAUAGAAAAUAUGAAAAAGGAAUUUGAAAAUAGUACAAGUUCUUUAAAAGAACAAUUGCAUAAAGCUAUAGAAACAAUAGAAAAUAUUAAAAAAGAAAGUACAAGUGAAAAAGAAUUAUUAAUAUUUAAAUAUGAAAAGAUAGUAGAAGAAAAAGAAAAUCUUCUGAAAGUAAAAACAAAAGAACUAGAAUUAGAAUCAAAGAAACAAUUAGAAGUACAAAAUAUUGCUUUAGAGAAUCUUAAGACUGAAAAUAUAAAUCAAAUAAACAAGCUUUCAGAAUCUUUCAAUGAGCAGUUGAAUAUGAAAGAUUCGAAAAUUAAAGAAGUCUGUAUACAAUUGGAUCAAAAAAUAUGUGAAACUGAAAAACUGUUGACAGAAUUAUCUAUACAAGUUGAUAUAAAUAAAAAAAAAGAUGAAGAAUUAUACGCUGCAUUAAAGAAACUUGAAGAAUUAAAUGAAAAACUCAAAUUAAUGGAAGAGAAGAAUAGUUUGCUUUCUAAGCAGAUACAGGAAUAUGAAUCAAAAACUGAAGACAAUUUUAAAAUAAUCCAAGAAAAACAAAAAUUAGAGCAUGAUAUUGCUUCUUUAAUGGCUACAGAAGUCACUUCCUCUUCACAAUUAAAAAAACUAAGUGAAGAAUUAAAAGUGAAAGAAAAAGAAUUAUUAGACCUUCGUUCGACAACUGCAGCUGAAAUAGAGGAAUUAACAAAACGUUAUCAAGAUCAAAUUGAAGAAAAAAUGAAAUGUAUAGAAGAAGCAAAUGCUUAUAUAUCUCAAAAAUCUCUAUUGUUCAGUAAAUUAGAAAAUGAUGUAUUUGAAUUGAAAUCAAUUCUUGCAAAUAAAGAUGAAGAGAUAAAAAAUCUCACACAAAAGACUUUAGAAUUACAGGAUGCACUUACUUUAUCGGAAAAAAAUAAAGCGAUUCUGGAGAAUAAACUUCGAGAAUUUGAAAAUAAUAUAGAAAAAUUAAAUCAACAAGUUGCUAAUUCAGAAAAUAAACUGUUGCAAGUUACAUCUCAAAAAGAAAAAUUGGAAACUGAUAUAACAAAUCUAAUAAGUACUUCUACUGAUUCGUCAGAACAACUUAUGAAAUAUAAUGAAGAUUUGCGAAUAAAAGAAAAAGAACUUGAUGAAGUUAAAGAUAAAGCAUUCAAAAAUGAAACCUUACUCAAAUCAUUAGAAUCAAAGUUGAAUAAUAUGGAAGUAGAAUUAAAUAAAGCUAAUAAUUUGAUUCAAAUACAAUGCUCAGAAAUAGAGAAUAAUAAAUCUGAAUUAGAAAAAGAAAAAAAAUUGAAUACAGAAUUAUCUAUUAAAAUAAAAAGAUUUGAAACAGAAAAUGUAGAACUUGAAAAACAUAUAAAAGAAAAUAACUGUAUUAAAGAACAACUUAAAGAAAAAUCCCAGGAAUCAUUAAAUCUUUCAAAUGAGUUAGAAAAUAACAAAAAAGAAGUGAUUAAUUUACAAAAACAAUAUGAAACUUUAAAAAAUUCACAUAAAGAAGAGAUAUUUUCUCUUCAAAAAGAGAUUAAUGACUUAAAAAUGGAAUUAAAUACUUCUCAAGAAGAAACAAAGAUUUUACAAAAAACAAAAUCUAAGUUAGAAGCAAAUCAAAGUGCCAAUCGUUGGACGAUUGAAGAAUUGACAGAUAAAUUAGAAAUUGAAAUAGCAAAUCGCACAAAAUUAGAAUUAUUAAUAACAGAAAAAGAUAUUAAUUUGCAUGAAUUAAAAAAGAAAUAUGAAGAAUUACAGAAAAUAAAUGAAAGUUUAGUUACUAGUAAGGAAACCAUGAAUAAAGAUUUGACAACAUCAUUAGAUAUUAUGCAUAAUGAAGUAAAAGAAUUAAAAGAUAAACUAAUUGCUGCUACAGAAAUAAUUAAAGACAAAGAAAACGCUCUUGUUGAAACCAAAAAAGAAGCUGAACAAUUUGAAACACAACUUUCUAAAUUGAAUGAUACUCUCAUAUCCAUGCAAAAAGAACAAAGGAAUAAAGUAAAUGACAUGAAAAAAGUAGAGGAAGCUCUACUAGAGAAAGAAAAAGAAAUAUCUAAUAUUAUUGAAACAAAAAUUUCUUUAGAAAAUAAUGUAAAAAUGUUAGAAUCAAAAUUAGAAAAAAAUGUAAAAGAUUUAGAAUUACAGUUAAAAACUAUACAAAAGGAAUUAGAUGUAAAAAAUAAUAUACUUCAGGAAACAGAACAUAUGAUGAAAGAAUUGAAAAGUUCCAAAGAAGAAUCUGUAAUGAAAUUACAAAAUACUUUAGAAUGUGAAAUGAAAGCUAAACAAACUGAAUUUGAAUCUAUAAUGCAAAAAAAUUCUGAAUUAGAAAAACAGCAACAAUUGUUUCAAGAUAUAAUAGAGAAACAAAUUAGUGAUUUAAAUAAUAAAGAAAUAACUAUUGAUAAAUUAACAGCACAAAUUAAGGCUUUAGAAAAUGCACAAACAGAAAAAUUAGAAAUGGAUAAACAAAUAGAAAGUGAAGAAGUUAAAUUUAUGCAAAGUAAAUUAACUGAAGCGAUUAAAGAAAAUAAAAAUCUAAUUGAGAAUAAAGAAUCUCUUGAAAAAUUAUUCAAAGAACAAGAACAAAAAAUUGAAAUACUUACAAAUAUCAUAAAAACUAAAGAAAAAGAAACUGAAAAAAAUGUUCAAAAUUUGAUAGAAAAAUUAAAUCUUAUGUCAAUGGAAACAAUACAUUUAAAAGAAGUACAAAGUAAUUUGGAAAGGGAGAAUAAACAAAUUACAGCUAAAUGGACAGAAGCAACAAAUCAAUUAAAACUAACUCGCGAAAAUAUAAAAAAUAGUUAUGAUGCAGCUGGAGGUGAUAUGAAACAACAUAUAGUGGAUAAGGAUAUUGAUAUUUUAAAAUUAAAAGAAGAAUAUGAAACAGCAAAAAGUCAAAUAGAUUUCUUAAAUUCUGUAAUAGUUGAUAUGCAACGUAAAAAUGAAACUUUACUAUGUAAAGUGGAAGUUCUUGAAAUGGGAAUACCUUCCAAUGAAGCUGAUGAAUAUACCAAAACAACAUUAGAGAAACGUAUGGCUGCACCACGUAUGUUCUGUGAUAUUUGUGAUCAAUUUGAUUUACACGAAACAGAAGAUUGUCCACGUCAAGCUCAAGACUUUCUAGAUACAGAAAAAAUCGUAAAGUCUUCAAAAAAACCACCGGUGGAAAGACCGUAUUGCGAAAAUUGUGAAAUGUUUGGACAUGAUACUCGUGAUUGCGAUGAUGCUGAAACAUUUUAAUAGAGUAUUGUCAUUCAUAGAUAUUUUAUUGCUUCUCAAAAAUCCUAAUUACAAAAAAAAACCUGUUGAAA
Molecule: messenger RNA, 5613 nt
Organism: Apis laboriosa (Himalayan honeybee)
Lineage: Eukaryota; Metazoa; Arthropoda; Insecta; Hymenoptera; Apidae
Gene: CLIP-190
Product: CAP-Gly domain-containing linker protein 1
Exons: 23
Coding region: 488-5542 (1684 amino acids)
Biological process (GO): cytoplasmic microtubule organization
Cellular component (GO): nucleus; microtubule plus-end; cytoplasm
Molecular function (GO): microtubule plus-end binding
Source: RefSeq, a predicted model, not a curated record